UGUUCUGCAGGCUAUUCUUUUCAUUGGAUUUAUAGUCAAGAGAAAAAGUUACAAAUGAAACAAAUUUUAGUAAAUGAUGCAUUUUGCAAGCUUAAGAUGUGUAGCCUGGGUUGGUGGAGUUUAGAACAACACACGUAUUACAUUUCUAAAUUAAGGCUAAGGGCACCCACAAAAACUUUAAUCUGCCAUUUGCUUUUGUUUGAAUAGUUACUUACUUUUAUGUAUAUAGUUUCAUCACAAACUUGGAAGUUAGCUCCACAUUAAUGUGAAAUUUUCCUUAGGGAGUGAAAGAGUAAAUGAAAUUUAACAAGAAAGGAUAAUUAGAAUAUAUAUGGGUUGUUGAUCGAGCAAGUUUAAUUGGCCAAAGGAUUUAUUAUAUGGAAAAAGAACACUAUUUUCUUGUGAGACCUAGCGGGUUAUCCCGAACAGGCAAUAUAGCGCCAUCUGGCCUACUCUGCAGGUAGUCAGUCACAGUGCACUGGAUUCGGUUAACCUUGCCCACUCACAGAGCUAGCUGUUUCAUUAUCACAGUUAUUCAAUGUGUAACAUUUCUUUCAGAUCCAAGGUGAAAAUACAGUCAUGGCAAAUGUACAAAGUGGUGUGGCGACUGCAAAUGCCAAUGUACGUUACCGUGGAAUGAUUGGGUCCAUGAUAACUGUUGCAAAAACUGAUGGCUUUCGUUCCCUGUACAAAGGACUUGUGCCAGGAAUUCACCGACAACUAUGCUUUGCUAGUAUUAGGAUAGGACUCUAUGAUUCAGUAAAAAAAUUCUAUGGUGAUGACGACGUCAACAAUCCAAAAGUCAUAAAGAAGAUUCUUGCCAGUUGUACGACAGGAGUCUUUGCUGUAUCGCUUGCUCAACCAACGGAAGUAGCUAAAGUGAGGUUUCAAGCCAGUGCCUCAAGAUUUGGAUCCGACAAGGCUUUAGAUGCUUAUAAGUCAAUUUUUAGAAAUGAAGGGAUUCGUGGGUUGUGGAAAGGUGCCUUUGCAAAUAUGGCUCGUCUCUCUACUGUGAAUGCCUCAGAGCUGGUUGUGUAUGAUAUGGUGAAAGGGUUUUUUCUAAGAAAGCAACUUAUGGAGGAUGAGUUCCCUUUGCACUUUGUAUCUGCCUUUGGUGCUGGUUUUGCUACCACUGUGAUAGCAUCACCUGUUGAUGUAGUAAAGACACGCUACAUGAACUCACCACCAAAUACUUAUAAGAGUGCUGUUCACUGUGCAUACAUGCUGUUGAAGCACAAUGGGCCUUUUGCUUAUUACAAAGGGUUUACUCCAAACUUCAUAAGACUGGGAUCUUGGAAUAUUGUCAUGUUCAUGUGCUUUGAACAGUUUAAGAGGUUGUUCAGUAAAUUCUCUUCGGAACACUAGAAGCAUAAAUCUUGUUAUUUUCAAUAAGUUGGCUCAGAAAUUUGUUUGCCACAGAUCUCUCUAAGGUGUUUAGAAACUGGAAUACAAAGAGACAUUAUUGGCCUAAAUGCUUGGGCUCCUGAGAAAGAGGGGUUUAUAUUAGAUAUUUUAAUAUAGUACGCAUUUUUAUUAUCUUCCACGUCACCUACUUGAAACUGUGUACAUGAUCUAUAUACAUUGUAUAAGUAAAUACAUUUUAAUUAUCUAGUUUUGCAAUUUCAAAACAUUUUGUACUCAGAAGGAUAUUUCUAGUCUCAAUGUGCAUCUGGUGGUUAGUGUUUGAAUGCCAUGACUUUUAAAGUGAUGUUUUAAGACUAUGAAAAAGUUGCACAUCCACUUUGACAACUUUAAGGAAGUGUAAAAAGUAGAUGUUUGCUAAUUUUAAGUUAAGUAUAAAGCUUGGUAUUUAAUUUAAAGUAAUGUUAAGCACAACAUUCAACUAUAACUGUAAAAAGUUGCACAUUCCAGUUUGGCAACAUCAAAGAAGUGUAUUUACAGUAGAUAUGUUUGCUAUUUUUGCUAUUGGUAAUUAUAAAGCUUGCUAUUUGUAUUUAUUAAAUACGCAAAUGUUAAACACAAUGUUAAAAUCAUUACCGGUAAACAACUUUAGUUUGUUUCAAUUUUUUUUCUUUGUUUGUGUGAGUGAGUGUAGUAGUAAUGUGUUGUAAAGUGACAUGGCAGGCAGUAGAAGAUCGGAAAGCUGAAAACUGGACCACAGGGUUUGUAACUGGUUGAAACCCUAAUAGAGAUGCAAUUCACAGAAUGGUGUAGGGUAUGUUAGUCAGGGUGUGUGGGAAUAUUUUUAAUGAUGCUAGUUGUCAAUAAUUAUAAUUGUAUUUAUUUAGCAAUUGUGGAGAUUCAGUGUCCAGAUGCAGUGCACAUGCAUGUGUGUGUGUGCAGUCAAUGGUGUUAUUGUUAAAAUAAUUGCUUAAGGCAUUAAUUUCUAGAAUUCUUCAGGGUCAGUUGAAAAGGAAAACUUGUGAGAGAAAAA
This is a messenger RNA of Orbicella faveolata, 2395 nucleotides long. Its product is annotated as putative mitochondrial transporter UCP3. Lineage: Eukaryota; Metazoa; Cnidaria; Anthozoa; Scleractinia; Merulinidae. The record is from RefSeq and is a predicted model, not a curated record. Gene Ontology annotation, biological process: transmembrane transport.